Messenger RNA from Seminavis robusta, 731 nucleotides. NCBI's taxonomy places the organism in Eukaryota, Bacillariophyta, Bacillariophyceae, Naviculales, Naviculaceae. The record is from the annotation of a GenBank genome assembly.
GUCUAGUGAACUUCUAUGAUAGGUCAUUGCAACAACAACAGCCUACUAGCUUGUACUGGUACAUCAUGCAUCCUAGAAAGACUUCGCAAAACUAAAUGGCCAUCUUCUUGGACCAUUUCAAAGCGCACAAUUCCAAUCUCCCACAACAACAAUAAUAGCAACAACAUCAAAUAAACUCAUAAAUUAUUGAAAGCCACCAACAUGACAGUUGCCACUCUCACUCCAUUCGUCUACCAUGAAGUCCCUGCUUGUGAUGGCUUCAAACAACCGCCCUCGGACGACGAUGCAAUGCACGACAACGAACCACAAGAAAUCAGCCCACCCAUUAGUCAACGAUGCAAGCCAACCACUGAUGCCCCACAGCAGCCUGCCACAGUACCACACAUUUUGGCACAACCAAGGAGAUCUUUUCUGGUCCACCACUACCACAAAGAGAUGAAUGCAAGUACAAGAAGAGUUCGUCGAUCAAGCAAGUCUUCAAUAAUUGUACGCAAAGAGGAGCAGCAGUGCAGCCGACGAAGACUGUAUACCGAGGACUCCCAGCAAGAUUUUACUGGCGUGGAAGACAGCUUUCACGAUAGCCUUUCAAGCCUCGGGAACUUUGAGAUUGCCUUUGCCGAUGCAUUGUUUGAUUAUGAUGCAAGCAAGGAACACCAAGCCUAAGUUAGCUAGAGACAGGGCACACGCUACUGUUUUCUAUGCAGAUAAUAAAGAAUACUAGACUUGCUACA